AUGCCAAAAGGUCUCCGGCGAAAAGGAGCAGCCCAGCGGAGCAACUUCCCUUCGACGAGCGCGAGCAAGAAUACCUCCUGCAGGAGGAAGACAAAGACUGGCACAGGUUCUGUGUAUACGGAGUCUACGGAGACUGUUUAUGACUUGAGCGUUUAUAAACAGCUGCAUCGGCUUACCUUGGAGUGGCCCUGUCUCUCUUUCGACUGGUGCCGCGUCCCCGAAAACUUCAAGGACGACGGUGAACUAUGGCUCCUGCUAGGCUCGCAGGCACGCUUUGCAGACGCGAAUGCUCUUUAUCUCUUGCACUUGAGUGGACUAGCUUUAACCGCAAGCGACGGAUCGAGCAGCAGUUCUGGCAGUGAUUCUGAAACAGAAAGUGAAAUCGUAGUUGACUCGAGUGAUCUCGAGAGAGCGGAUGACCGAUCCACAAGGAGGCGACGACCGAAAAUCAGCGCUGUAAGGAUACCACGUGGUGAGUGCACGAAUAGGGUCCGCUGCCUGCCGCAGGCGCCACACGUUGCAGCCUGUUGGGGGGAGUCUUCCGGGGUGUCAAUUUUCAACCUUGCCGAUGCUCUCACCGCGCUACCUCCACAAGCGGCGGAUACGGUCCCAUUCCGCGAAGCCUUACCAACUGAACCCGUCUUUCGGUUGCUGGAUAGAAGUGGCCAGGAGGGUUUCGCCCUGGAUUGGUCGACGCUCCAAGUCGGUAUGCUAGCUGUCGGUGAUAUAUAUGGUCAGCUCGCUAUCAUCCAAAGCAACGAAUCGGGCUGGGCAAUUUUGCAACCGAACGGUGACAGGAUGCUUAGAUUACAUGGUGCUUCAAUCGAAGAUCUUCAGUGGAGUCCAACGGAGCCGUCUCUAAUUGCAUCCUGUUCAUGCGAUCGUUCCAUUAAAGUGCUCGAUCUUCGGGCCGCGAAUCGUCCCGCUAUAGAACUGACGGAAGCCCAUCCCUGUGAUGUCAACGCCAUCGCAUGGAACCGCCGCUAUCCAAAGCAAAUCAUAUCAGGGGACGACCAAGGGCAGAUUCACGUGUGGGACCUGCGGAUGAGCGGCAGUAUCGAAGGUUCGACGCCUGUGGCGAGCCUCUCAUACCAUAAGGAUCCGAUCUAUUCCCUCGAGUGGAACAGAAUCGAGCCUUCGAUGUUCUGUGCGACAUGUGGCGACGGCUCCGUUAGCAUCUGGGACUUGUCGCUUGAACCACUAUUUGAGGAAGACCCGGCAAGACUAGACCGGAAGUGUGACGGGUUGGCAUCGUCUGACUCUGUAGAUGACAUUCCAGCGCAGCUACUAUUUCUGCACGAGGGUUUGAAAUCCGCGAAAGAGGCACAUUGGAUUGAAACAUCCUCCCAGAUGGACUGCUUGGCGGCGCUGGGGCAGGUUGGCCUUCAUAUUCUUCUUCCCUCGAAUAUCUAUGCCGAAAACUCAUAG
Molecule: messenger RNA, 1428 nt
Organism: Cyanidioschyzon merolae strain 10D
Lineage: Eukaryota; Rhodophyta; Bangiophyceae; Cyanidiales; Cyanidiaceae
Product: similar to ribosome assembly protein RRB1
Exons: 1
Coding region: 1-1428 (475 amino acids)
Molecular function (GO): protein binding
Source: RefSeq, a predicted model, not a curated record